CAGCGCCGCGUUGCUGACUAUGCGCAAAUUAAGUCGUAAAUAAACAGAGAGCGAUAAGUCACGCAGGGUUUGACAUUCAGCUACAUAUAAACAGUGGUAAAACAGUCGGCUGUCAUUAGGUCAAGUGUAAAUGUUUCUGUCUGAACUUUGCGACGUGUCUUUUGCCGUGAACGCUGCGUAUUAAAUAUCUUAUUAACAGGGAGCUGACAAAAGAACUGUCCAUUAAAGACAGCAUGCAUAUCAAUUUAGCAAGCUAACAUAGUGAAGGUCUACGUGAUAAUACAAUGAACUAAAUUACAGUAGUUAAAUUUAAGCAAAACUAUAACUUGAAACGAUAGCCUACAGUUAAUAAACAUUAAAUAUCCGCUUAAAUAGGUGUUAAAACUACAUAUUUGGAAAUAAUUAUAUUCUUAGUUUGAUUGGUAAAUGUGGAUAAUGUAAACGCUGAAGAUCCUCAACACAUCUCCAUCUCACACGAUAAACAUGACAGACAACGCUAUGACGAUGAAAGAUGCAAGCCAAGGCCUGACAUCAUCCAGGGUGAUGAUUAUUGAAAUGCUGAAUAAGAAAUUCGAAAGGCUCCCCGAAAGUGAUAGAAAAAUGCUUUCACGUGGUCCUUUGUAUUUGGCGGCCAACGCUGGGAUUGCUGGCAUGGUUGCAAACAGCUUUUACAGACGAGUUCUCCAUGUCACCCAAGGACUCUUUACUUCUAGUCUUCCCAUGGCUGUUCUUCCUUUUGUGACAACUGCAGCACUGUACACGGCGACUGUCACAACACCCCUGCUGUCAGGUGACCUGAACUGCCCAACCUGUGCCCUUAUAAGAGGCGCUUUGGUGGGUGUGGUCGGGGGUGGCAUUUAUCCAAUUUUGCUGGCCUUACCUGUAAAUGCUGGUCUUGCUGCAAGGUAUAACAGUGCACCAAUGCCAGAGAAGGGGAACAUAAUACGCUUCUGGAUGAAUUUGAGUAAACCCGUAGUAAAGAAAAUGUCCUUUGUUUUAGUGCUACAAUGUGUCUUUGGAACCUUCUUGAGCUCUAAGCAUUUUGAGAUCUACCUUAAAAUGCUAAAAAUGCCGGAUUCUGACAGCGAACAGCUGAAUGGUUAAAAUUUAACUGUUGAUAUUUGUACAUUGUAAGUCUUUUUGUUUAUUUACAGAAAAGGGGUCAUCGUGGCCCAGUCAUAUUGGAUUACGUUAUUUGAUCAUGUUUUGUUUUUCCCCCUGAAAAUAAAUAACUGCUUAACAUA
Messenger RNA from Danio aesculapii, 1244 nucleotides. It is a transcript of the gene tmem126a, whose product is annotated as transmembrane protein 126A. Lineage: Eukaryota; Metazoa; Chordata; Actinopteri; Cypriniformes; Danionidae. The transcript is spliced from 5 exons. Bases 484 to 1104 code for a protein of 206 amino acids. Gene Ontology annotation, biological process: mitochondrial respiratory chain complex I assembly. The record is from RefSeq and is a predicted model, not a curated record. Gene Ontology annotation, cellular component: mitochondrion.